AACUAACUUGAUUAAUGUUUGACCCAUUAUAAUACCAUCAUGAUUGGUAUUUAAAUAUUAAGUAAUAAUAAUUUUACUUCUUAUUUAUCUAUGCACACUCAUGAAUUAUAUGCUCCCAUUAACCAAAGUCAAUAAAGACGGCUGGCGACGCAAUGUCCAAGCGUGCGUCGUUUUAAAGAUUUACGAUAUUAAUUAUAUCAGCUAUUCUUUAAAAAUCCUUAUUUAUUAUAUUUAAUCCGAUGACUUAACUAGCCUUCCGUGCGAUUUAUUACGUCGCUCCGCAUAAUCCGUGCGGUGUAAUUAUUUACACACGAUUAGUACCACUUUUACGUUUACAACAACCUGUCCUUAAUAAAAGUGCAACAAUUUUACUUAUGCGAUUUCGAGUCGGGCCCGCGUCUGAUCAUUUCUCCGGCGCUCAGUUGCGCCCGCGCAUCCGUACCGCACGCACGCGCCACGCUCCCGCGCACCUCGCCGCGAACACGUCGCCGCUCGCGCAUCAAGUGCUAUCUCGACUAAACACAUCUGUGACAGUGACAUGGUUUUGUGCUUUAAUUGGAUUCUGUGACGGUGUCAUUAGAACCGUGUGUGUGCAGCAACUGCAGGUGCGGUGAUGCGCCGCGAGCGCCGGCGAACGACACAUGCAUGCCGCCCGCGCACCCGGUGUGGUUGUGAUGUCAUGGUGGUGGGCGCUGGCGCUGCUAGCGCUGUCGGCGCCCGCCCGCCCCGCACCACGGGCGGGCAACGGUGAGCAAAUUUACAGUUACCAAAUGUCGCGGAAGUCGUGCGUUGCGGGCGGCGCGCGCGGCGCUUGCAUGUGGGUGCAGGAGUGCAACAGAGUGGGGGGCAUCCACGCGGGGGUCUGCGUCGACGGCUUCAUGUUUGGAUCCUGUUGCAGGCUGCCCGACAAGCCCGUGGUUGUGGAAGAAACCCUGCCCCCAGUUACGGUCACGGAGAAAACGUACACAACGCCAUCUAGUACGGUCUACACAACAACUCAAGCGCCAGAGACUUCGACACAAACCAUCGCGCGGCCAAACUGGCAAACGCAACGGCCGUCGUUCAUGACAAAACCAAUAGAUGGCGCUCCCACGUCCUACAGCUACCGGCCGCCAGAAAUAAACUUACCUUCAUUAGGAAAUUUAGAUUCAAGUAGCGAACAAAAUAGUGAUAUAGUUAAUAAAAUACCUUAUAACAGUGUAAAUAAAUACCAAAAUGUAAAUAGGCCGAACAGUGAAGCGGAAACUAGUCCCCACAAUAAGAUUUCGUCUAGUCUUAGCAUAUUGUCUGGUGCGCGACCGAUGGCCGUAUCGGAGCAGCACUCUGAUAACAGCAUAAGCUCAGGCCAAUACAUAUCAAGGCCAAGCAAUCUCAACACGAUACACUGGCAAGCCACAACAGAGCCAACAUUCAUCACGAAGCCUCGUCCGUCAUGGGAGAAGCCGGCGGGCAAGCCGAAGCCGACAAAGAAGUUCACGACGACGACGAGCAAGCCGCACAAGAACUACAUCAAGCCUAAAGAUCCGGCGACAAAUAUGAUCAAUAGGACAGAAGCGUCUACUUCACCGCCGAUACAGACUACGGCUGCUUCUAAUACUGUUGAAUGUGGCUUAACAGCGAUGUGGCCUCGUCCAGAGUCGAGGAUUAUGGGCGGCAAGGACUCCAGCUUCGGUCGGUGGCCCUGGCAGGUGUCCGUUAGACGGACGUCCUACUUUGGCUUCUCAUCGACUCACAGAUGUGGGGGAGCCAUCAUCAAUGAAGGCUGGAUUGCGACGGCAGGACAUUGUGUUGAUGAUCUGUUGACAUCGCAAAUAAGGAUACGAGUCGGGGAAUAUGAUUUUUCGUCUGUAUCUGAAGAGUACCCGUUUGUGGAGCGCGGAGUUGCCAGGAAAGCAGUACAUCCGAAAUACAAUUACUAUACGUAUGAGUAUGACUUGGCGCUGGUGAAGUUGGAAUCUCCAGUACAAUUUGCUCCUCAUAUAUCGCCAAUUUGUUUGCCGGCAACUGAUGACCUUCUCGUGGGGGAGAAUGCCACGGUGACUGGCUGGGGAAGGCUUUCUGAAGGUGGUGUGUUACCGUCGAUUCUUCAAGAGGUCCAAGUACCAAUUGUAUCGAACGAGCGAUGUAAGUCGAUGUUCCUGAGGGCUGGGAGACAGGAGUUCAUCCCGGACAUCUUCUUGUGCGCCGGUCACGAAAGAGGCGGCCAUGACAGCUGUCAAGGUGACUCAGGGGGACCCUUACAGGUCAAAGGCAGAGACCAGAAGUAUUUCUUGGCUGGCAUCAUCAGUUGGGGCAUCGGUUGCGGCGAAGCCAAUCUUCCCGGUGUUUGUACCAGGAUAUCGAAAUUCGUCCCCUGGAUCCUACAAACAGUGAACUCCUAAUCCAUGGAGAGUGUAUGAAGCUAACGGUGCUAAGUGACAGUGACAAUUGAUGAACAGUGAACAAGAGACACGAAACGAAUUCGUUCCAAGUGCAGUGUUAGUUACCUUCAAAAAUGUUGAUUGAAUCAACGUUUUCUGAGGCGUUUUAUAAAUAUCUUGCCAGAAGCUUGCUGAACUCGUUAUUGCGAGAUUCUGCAUCAACCGUUACCGGAGCUUCUAUUUGGUGAUAUUUUUAAGCUUCGACAAUAAACGCCCUGAUAACUGCUUUAGGCUGUAGGUCCUUGGGUACGUGCAACUGUGAUCAUACUGUUUUGAUAUUUUCUUUCUUAAUGUUAUUUUUGCCUUUGUUAAUUUUGCUGUCUUCUUUGAAGUCUUUUGCGGCUCUAUUAGGUCAACAAAUAUUCUCUGAAAAUUUUGGGGUUUCUGUGAUAGCUGUAAAUGAAAUAGUAUGAUGACAUUGCCCUUGGGAUCCACCACCAUCGCUUGAGGAAAGACUGUUGCUAUUGUUGAAGCGAGAGCUACAUAUAACGGUAUCUCUCUCUACAACCUUGAUUUUCUUUCUUAGUGAUGUUGGUAGAUUCCAUCGUACAACUACUUCGCCUUAUGCACUUGAAACAAUUCUUUGUAAAUACAAUCUAUUUUAAGACCAUUUUUUAUCCUUACUAGUUUUAAUAAAUUCAUGGAAUUAAUACCCUAUGCUCAAAUUUAUUGUAAAUAUUGUCUACGUAUGUAUCUUGCCGUUUAAUUAAGAUUGUACUAAUAAUACAGUAUUAUUUACUUGAUUCGAUAUGUAACUGGAAUCGCAUAUUUUGUAAAUAUCCGAAUAUUUUUGUUGUUUAUUAGGAAAUCAAUGUUUUGCAAUCAGAUAAAGAACAUUUGUGAUUGAAAU
This is a messenger RNA of Trichoplusia ni (cabbage looper), 3270 nucleotides long. It is a transcript of the gene Sb, whose product is annotated as serine proteinase stubble. Gene Ontology annotation, molecular function: serine-type endopeptidase activity. The record is from RefSeq and is a predicted model, not a curated record. Bases 642 to 2381 code for a protein of 579 amino acids. The transcript has 10 exons. Lineage: Eukaryota; Metazoa; Arthropoda; Insecta; Lepidoptera; Noctuidae. Gene Ontology annotation, biological process: proteolysis.